GGAGUCGGGCUGUCUUCCUCCCCGCUCCUCCCCUCCUUCCCUUCGCCUUCCCAGCAACAAACGAACCAGAGGACCCUCCUGCCGGCGAUGCCGCUCCGCCGCCUCGCCACUCCCGCUUCUGCAGUCGCUUCACCGUCGCCGCACACGCCCCUCCGCCCAGCUCCCAAAUCUUUUCGCGGCCAGCCACUCGUGCAUCUCCAGCAAUGCGACAAGCAGCAGCGAGCUCGAACCAGAGGCCUUCGUCGCCGCCCCGCCGCCUAGCCUCUCCGCCUCUGCUCGUCGUGGCGAGGUUGUUUUUCAUCCCAGUAGCUUCGCGCGUCGUCAUCAUCCCCAGCAGCCCCACGAGCUCGCGUCGUCGCCCAGCUCUAGCUCGAGCUCGCGCCGCCAUCUCCGGCAAUCGUCGCCGGGCCCAGCACACCCCCUCCGACCCUCCACUAGCUCUGAUCUCCCCCCUUCUCCCCAAUUUUGAUUCACAGAACCUAGGCAGUGAGGAUUCAAGAAGAAAAAAAAUUAGGGUUCUUCAAAUUGGGGAUUUUGUGCAAUUUCGAAUAUGGGGAGUAAAAUUUGGUUGAUUGGUGGUUGGUUGGUCAAAUUGAAGAGGAAUUAUUGUUUAGAAGAAGAGUAGAAGACAUUUUUCAAGGGGAAAAGGUGCUGAAUUCGAUUUGCAGCUAGGCUUGGUGGUUUUGAUUGUAAUUUGCAGAUUGAGAUUGGGUAAAUUGAGGUUCCAGAAUUGAAGAUUUUAUGAUUUGGGUGCUAUUGAAGUGAAAUUUUGGAAGAAGAGUAAUAUAGGUGUGCAAAUUUGGUGAUUCAAGCAGAGUGAAGGCUACAGAAGUUUGUGUUUUCCCAGUUUGCACUCUUGCUUGCAGGUAUGGGACGUCGAAGAUAUAUCCCUCCAUCUCGGCAGUUCAAGGUAACUGAUCAAAGUGAAGAUGGGAAGAUUGUUUACCGUUCGUGGAUGAUUGAAGAAAGCCACAAGGUGACCGAUAAAGACAACCCAAUUCCAGAAGUUCACCCACAAUUUCACAGGGUCAUCACUGGCCAGGUUGGACCCACGAUGCGGUCCCGGACUAUUGAGAUGACUUCUCCAGCUCCAUAUCCAACACAGCAGCCUGCUCAAAUGCCUCCUGAAUAACCUCCACUCCCAGAUUCAACACUAUUUGUAUCACCUGAGAGCAGGCCAGCAAAGAGGACUCGUCUCCAGCAACCAGCUCAUCUUCACGACCACAGAGGAAGAUUUCUUCUUCAACACCUGCACCACCCACGACACCACGUCGUACUACCCCAGUUGCAAGCAAGAAGAAGGCUGAUUCUUCUCUUCCAAAAGACGUCUCUAAGACGUUCGGUCGACCUCUCCAACUCCAGCAACAUAAAGAGGAUUAUGCAGAUCUGAUGAAACGAGAGGUCAUCCCUUCUCAGUUCAUGGACUAUGAAGCAUUGCAGAAGACCAAGCGGGCUGAAGAGGUGAUGGCGUAUUUCCGCAGGAUGAAUUGGGCAAGAUUUCCGGAGCGGCACUUCCCCACCUAUCCACACCUCACCAGAGCAUUCUUGGCCACCUACAGCUUUGAGGAUAGUGGGGUUGAGAGCAAGCUUCAGAGUACUUUGGCCGGGCAAACCAAGUCCCUCACUUUGAGCCAAGUGAACCGAGCACUUUACUUCGAUGGUGCAGCAGAUGCAAUUCCUGAUGAAGCACAGGAUUUGGGAGCUUUUUGGAAGACAAUUGUGGCAACACGACUACUUGGCUCGCACUGUCUUGGGAAAGGGAUCCAAUGCCAGUGGUGUUUACAUCAUCGAUCUCAGGUACAUUCACAGUUUCGUCACUGGAGCACCAUUGUGUGUUGGGUACAUGGUUGGUAAGAUGUUUGAGAAUGAAGCAGCUAAAACAUGUGGAGGUAUUAUGUGUGGGGGAAUCAUUACAGCCUUAGCUCGAGCUUACUGGGGGUUACCAGAGAACCCUAUGGGUUUGGAGAUAAGUGAGGGAUCGACUCUGCUUGGGGAAACAACGUUAGGCAAGUUGGGUUUUCUGAGGAGAGCAGGAUGUCGUGGUGAAUAUCUAUCCAUCGCCAAAUAUAAAGAGUGGGAGAUUGAGAACAAUCAGAAAAGGGCAGCAAAGGCUGCUAGAUCAACUUUUGCUUCAGCAUCAUCUCCAGCACCAUUGGUAGCAACUCCGACAACAGCUCCAGCUCCUACACCCACACCUUUGGGUGUUUGUUCAUCAUCCCCAGCACCAGCAGCAGCAUGGCACUCUGCCACGAGUGUCAGCCAGAGCCAUCAGUCACAUUCACCUCCAAUUCCGCAUCCAGAAGUUACCCCACCAGUUGUACCAGCUUCACCAUCAUCUGGAGACGAUCUCAGAGCCAUAAUAGCUAUCUUGGAAGCCAGAGACACAGAGAAAGAUAAGAAGAUCAAGGAGCUCAGCCAGCGUCUAGAUGAGAAGUUCAGCACUUCUUCAUUGACCCCUCCUUCAUAUGAGCUUGUCUAGAGGUUCUUUUUUUCUUUUCUUUUCUUCUUUACUUUGUGAAUACUUCUCGUAGUGGAUGAUGGUCUGUAAUAAUGUUACCUAGGUGAACCUGUUGGUGUGUCGUGUGCAGUAGUAGACAUUGUGGACAAUGUCCAUCCUGAGUGUGGGGUGGAUGGUCUGUGUUCUUGUCGUGUUUUAUGUUUAGGUGUUAAGUCUUAGUUGUCCACAGUGUCUUGUCAUGUGUAUAUCGAAAAAAAUUGCCAUUAGGUUGAGCACAGCCAAACUGCAUGCAGUUUGCCUGUGUUGGUGCAGUUUGCCUGUGCAAAGCUAAUGGCUAAAAAACACCUAAAAAUCAGAAAAAUUAAAAACCUUGUACUCUUGUGGUAACAUGAUGAAAAUGACCGUGAUUCCUUGAAAAUGAGUUUGUGCUUGAAUGAAAUCAUCAAAAUCACCCCACUAGUGUUGAAUUGCAUAGUUCUUCACAAUGAGUUUGAAUGUUUUGACUGACUUGAUAUGCUUUGAAUGAACAAACUCUUUUAGCAACAUUCUCUUUUGUGAGGAUAGUGUAAUGACUUUUGGUGAAGUAGUUAGGUGGAGAACAUUGACCAUUCGACAUGUUUGGAUACCGUGCUUACUUGCAUAUAUUUUGAGUUGCUGACUUUGCAAUGAGUCUCUCUGUUUUGAAUGUUUUGUAAUGGGGUGAACUGAUCUUUAUAAAAGAAAAUCCUACCUGACAAGUAAAAUAUAUGAAAGUUGCCAUAACAAUUUAAGUGUGGAUAAAAAUGCCAAAAUCGUGUGAGGCAAUCACUCAUUGCACAUGGGGAUUAGGAAAGAUUCAAUUGAGAAUCGGUUCGCGACCGUACGAUGUUGCUUAUCAAGUACGAUCCCCAGUUGAGUGAAAUGCCAUUAGAGGAUGUACAAUGACCCUCCACACGGACCGAUGAAAAGGAGUUAAAAGAAGACCUUAUGCGAGUGCUAAGUAGCAGAAAUUGCUCUUGCUCGGUCACCGGUAGUAAGAAACAAAUCCCACUUGUACUAAAUACGACCACUCGGCAAGCAAAAUCAGAAAGAGAGAAAGCCUCUCCUUGUCAGAAAGGUAGUGAUGUGCUUAAAGAUAAAACCAAGUUUGCCAAAAAAUUCCCCCAUUUGUUUUUGAGACUCAUGCUUUGUUAAUUGCUUGUGAUUAGUGUGAGUAAGCCGGAUUGUCCUCACGAGAUAUGCACCUCACUGAUGUGGUUAAAUUCUCCUAAUAAUUGUUGCACCAUAAGUUGUUAACCACCCACUACCGACGAUCGGAAUUGAGUGUUGCUAUUUGUGUUUUUAAUGGAUUUGAGUCAGUCAAUGGUUAAGGGUUGCAAAGACCUUGAGUGUGGGGUGAAAGGUAUGAUCAUUAAAGCACAACUUAUCCUUUGAGAAAGAAACUACUGAUUACAACAAGAGUACAAGGAAAAUUUUGUUUUGUUAGAGUGUUUGAUUAGUGAGUCUAUGGUGUGUCAUUGUUAUGGUUGGUUAUGUGUUUGUGUCUUUUGAGUCGUUGCUUAGGGACAAGCAACAAUUGAGUGUGGGGUUGUGAUAAUCGGCUUUAAUAUAUCGGAUUCUUGAGCUUUAUGUGACUAUCUCAUUGUAUGUUUAAGCCGAUUGGUGAUAUUUUAGGGAGAAUUAAUCCAUAAUGGUUGAAAAGCCAUUACCAUUUUUGUGUUGGAGUUUUGGUGUGUGUGUUAGGUGAAAAGAUAGAUGAAAUGGCAGCACUGGAACUUCCGAAGCAAGAGAUGGCGGGAGGAAUUGGAUCCAUAUUUCUUCUACAACAAAUCAUUGGGCUAAAGCCCAAUUGAUGGAGUUAAAGCCCAGCUAGCUAGACUAAUUGGCGGCCCGGGUGAUUCUCUUUUGGAGAGGGCGCAACGAAAGAAAGGAGGGGAAAUUAAUGGGCCGAGGGAAAUCUUGGGGUGGCUAUUAAUUUGGACGGAACAAAAAUUCUGCGUAAGAUUUUUCUUUUGGCGACGGAAUUCUUUUGGAAAGAGAAGAAGGCAACAGGGCGAGCGGAAGGCUUGGGGACGAGAGCAACGCGAUUUGGCGAUAGCUGCUCGGCGAGUGAUUUCUCCCAAGGCGACGUGAGUUUUCAACAAAAACAAGUUAUUUGGUUGGAUUUUCUAGUCCGGAUUAUUUGUUUAUUGUUGAUUUAGAACAUGAUGAACAAAACCCUAUUGUUUUAUCUCAGUUUCGUCAUGAACUAAACCCCGAUUUCUGGGGGAAACACCAUAGGAUGUAGCUAUUUCUAUAUUUGAUGGAUUGAUUCAUAAUUCUUUUCUUCCAAUCUCUAUUGCAUGAAAUUACUUAAUGCUUUGUGUUGACUGGCCACCAAUACAUUGAUUUAUUGUUA
This is a messenger RNA of Linum trigynum, 4835 nucleotides long. The record is from the annotation of a GenBank genome assembly. Lineage: Eukaryota; Viridiplantae; Streptophyta; Magnoliopsida; Malpighiales; Linaceae.